This is a messenger RNA of Lactuca saligna, 1167 nucleotides long. Lineage: Eukaryota; Viridiplantae; Streptophyta; Magnoliopsida; Asterales; Asteraceae. The record is from the annotation of a GenBank genome assembly.
AUGGCAAUUAGCUUCUUGGCGAGCGAAAUCUCCGACUUGUGCCUAGGAAAGCCGCCGUUGAGGCCGUUACCGACCACCGCUACCAUCGCGGACGCGGUGCUUGCCCUAAAAACGUCAGGAGAGAUCUAUGUAAGCGUAUGGAGCUCGGAACAUUCCAAUUCUGUGGUGGCAUGUAAUGACACCGGGUGUUGUCGAUGUGUGGGGAAGAUCUGUAUGGUUGAUGUGAUUGUUCAUCUCUGUAAAGAAGAGAAUCUGUCGCAUCCAUUGGAUGCGCUUCAAUCGAACGUUUCGGAUCUGGUUACGAAGGUGAAAGGGCAAAUUAGACAUCUGGAACCGAAUUCGAGUCUCUUGGAGGCAAUAGAUUGCAUACUUGAAGGAGCUCAAAACUUAGUAAUACCAAUACAUAACAAUGCAAGAACCAAUUUAAGGAAAAGCCAACUUACACAAUCUCCCCUUCAUGCCCCUACUCUUCAUUACACUCAAGAAUUUUGUUGGCUAACCCGAGAAGAUGUCUUUCGUUUCCUCCUAAACGCGAUCGGUGUCUUUUCACCCAUACCUACAUUCACCAUAGAAGAUCUAAACAUAAUCACUAAGCAAACACUCACAAUCCACUACGAAGACCCCGCCAUUUCUACCCUACCCUUAAUUUCACACUCACUCUCAGCUCAAACCUCAAUCGCAGUUAUCAACAAAGAUAACCGUUUACUAGGAGAAAUUUCCCCUUUUACCCUCACGUGUUGCGACGAAACUGUAGCGGCGGCAAUUGCAACCCUCUCUGCGGGGGAUCUCAUGGCGUAUAUCGACCAUAAUGGUCCGUCUGAUAAUUUGGUCCACUUGGUCAAGAUGCGUUUACAAGAGAGGAAUUUGAGCGCGAUGUUGGACCUUAUGGAUGACUACUACAACCCGUCGUCAUCUUCUUCUUCGUGUUGCUCGUCAGAUGAGGAAUUCGGGAGUACCAAAAAUGGUGCGGUGGGGCGGUCGAUUUACCCCGGGAGGCGGUCGACUGCGAUUGUGUGUCAUCCGUGGAAUAGUUUAAUGGCGGUUAUGGUUCAAAUGAUUGCGCUUCGUGUUAGUUAUGCGUGGGUGGUUCAAGAGGACUAUACGUUGGUUGGAAUUGUGACGUCCUCCGAGAUUUUAAAGCAGUUUAGGAGUGUCGUAGCCUCGUAG